This is a messenger RNA of Parnassius apollo (apollo), 3267 nucleotides long. Lineage: Eukaryota; Metazoa; Arthropoda; Insecta; Lepidoptera; Papilionidae. The record is from the annotation of a GenBank genome assembly.
AUGGACAUGGAGCUACUUGAAACAAAUGGAAAAUAUGUCUUACCAUUAGAUACUGUAGACUUGUCACUCCUAUCAACAUUGAAUGUUGCUCCAAAGCACCACAAUGACUUGUUGCCUUUAUGGAGUAAAAGUAACUUAAGAUUGAGGAAUGAAGAUUGCUAUUUAGAAUUUGAAAUCCAAGAUCAGCAGGACAUCUCCGACACGGAUACAUAUUAUGAUGAAACUGAAUUUGAAGUAGAUGAUAAAGAAGAUAUCUCAGAAUCAGAGGCCACAUAUGUAAGCCCCACAGAAAAUUCAUCAAAUCCCGAUGUCGAUGGCGAAAUAGGUACAAAUUUCUGCUAUAUCUGCAAUAUCGAAGUUCCCUUGCCAUUUAUGAAGGAACACAUAGAUAGUUCUAAACAUAAGACAUUCCUAAAAAUAACAGAAGUAGCAUUAGAAAGAGUUAAAAAGCAAAUGGGCUUUAACUUUUCCAGUAAAAAUUCUGUCCCAUCAAUGUAUUUUUGUCAAACAUGUGUUACAACAACACCUGUCAAAGACAAAUCUUUCCAUAUGAAAUCGAAUGCUCACAAAAAUGCUGUUAUAUUAGAUAAAUUGUUAAAUGACUUUUUGAAAAUAUACACACAUGAAAAAUUAGAAAAAGAUAAAACAGAAUCUGACAUUGAAACAUCUAAUCAUGAAGGAUUGGAUAAAGUUAUCAAUAAAAUGUCAAAUGCUAAUUCUACUGUAAUCUGUAGUGAUGAAGUUACAAACAUACCCGACAUUGAAAAGCCAGUCUACAAUAAAGAUACUGCCGAAGAAAUAGCUUCAAAGCUGAUACCAAUUACAGUUCCAAAGGUAAAUAAAAAUACUAUUGUCAAUGGUGGUACAAACUUAACAGAAUACAUAAAUAUUUUAAAUGCUAAAACUUUUUCUACACACAAGUUAAAAGAUGUCAAUGGAGACUAUUUUAUUAUCGAAACAAAAGAUGGCAGUCAGUUAAAAGUAACACACAACCAUUUUCAUGGAGUAUUAGCUAUGGGAAAGCGCCAUGCUCAGUGCAAACUAUGCACAGAAAUAGUUAGAAAUUUAGAUGAACAUAUUUGUUCCCAAAAACAUAUCGAGAAGUUAGUACUGCCUAUAAAUGACAAGGAAUGUAUUAGAGAGUUGGACAAUACAAAAAGCCAUUGCAUUCUAUGCAAUGAGUUAGUCGAAAAUGAUGUCGAUUUCCACAUACACAACAAAAGACACCAAGCGUUAUUGCAAAAUGCCAUCUUAUCCGAAAAUGAGAGCACAAGCCAAAUAAAACUCGAAACACAAAGUGAUGUUCACAAAACGAAUAUUACUGCACUUGAAAUUAAUGAAGAACAAAAACCAAAAUAUUGCGCUGCUAAAACUGCCGAUGAUAAUAUAAACAACGCCCAGUCAGAGCUUGAAAAGAACGAGGGUGUGGUUCAAUUGGAUGUUAGUAAAUCUAAAACAUUUUUCUGCAGUAUCUGCUAUAUUACCCUUCACAGCAAUAAUAUUCAUUCACAUGCUAGUGGUAUAAGGCAUAAAACGAACGAGAAACACAUCUAUCAUUAUCUUAUAGAAUAUUCUAUUGAAGCGGAUAAUUUAAAAUGUAAGGUUUGUAAUUGUUUAGUUGAUACCCACCAUACCGUUCAUUUAACGAGUACAGAUCAUGCUGAUCGUUACAAUGCUUUAUUGGCUGAAAACAAAAUGUUUAAGACGGAAAAUCAUGUAUUUUGCAAAGCAUGCACUGUUUAUAUUCGUAUAGAAAAUGAGCUGGUUCAUAUUGAUUCUACAAAACAUAAGAGGUUGCUUUUGAAUUUAAAAAGUGAAAUUAUUGACCAGCCCACAAAAGGAAAUAUUAUUACAAAAGCCACAGGUAACGAUAUUAAACAACAUUUUUGCGUUGUUUGCCAAGUUAAUGUACCAAACAAUGCCCAUAACAUCAGUACACAUUAUAAUGGAAAAUUGCAUAAACAUAAUUUGGCUAACUACCACAAGAGCAAUAAAAUUGAUAAAGGCCAUGAGAAAUUGGCAAGUGUAUCUAAAAAUGACAAAGAAAAAGCUAGUGUUAAUCCUCCAGCAGAGAUAUUUUCUAAAGACACGCCGUCGGGAAGUACUGCCAAAAAUAUUCCAGUUGUUGAGCAAAACGGAAAAAUAAAUAUCAAAAAAGAUACAAACCCAAACUCUGUAAUACAAACAGCAAGUCGACAUGAUAAUAAAAAUUCGAUAUCCGUUACUAGUGAAACAGCAAUAGCGGAAGAUAUUUUAGAAAUCACCAUAAAUCCGAAGGAGUUGAAGUGCAGAAUAUGCUUAGUGAUCAUUCCAAAUAAAACAGAAAAUAUUCAAGAACAUGUUAAUGGGUACAAUCAUAACAAUAAUGCUGCAAUACUACUGGUACAGAACCGGUUGAAGCUGACAGGGAACCAGUAUUUUUGUGACGGCUGCCGUGAACCUGUGACUGUAGGAGACCAAUUCGAUCAUAUUAAUAAGCGAUCCCAUGCAGUAAAUAUGGUCAGAACUUUAACUAAUGAUAUAGUAAAUGCUUUUGCAGAAAACCAAGAUCACACCGACACCGAGUCAAAUACAGGUAGUUCUAUAAUCAAGGGGCAAGCCUUGAAAGUUUCUCACAGCAGUUCAGAAAAAAUACAACAAAAAUAUUUUGAAAUAAAACUUACUAAUAAACCGGGUGAGGUAAACUGCCAAGUUUGUUGUGUAAAAGUACCUAGCAGUGUUUCUACAUUGAAAAUGCAUAUAGGAGGACGAAAGCACGUCACAAUGUUGCAAGAAAUGUUAUCAAAAAACAAAAUACAAGUAAAAUCGGACUGCUUUAACUGUUUGGUGUGUCAGAUGGAUAUGAAGAAAUAUGCUCUUUUCAAUCACGUUCAAAACGAAACUCACGUAGCGGCCCUUACGAAGACGAAGAGAAAUAGCAUUUGUAAAGUCUGUAAUAUAGCUAUAAUAAAGGAAACAAUGGCUGAACACGUUUUAACUGUGCAGCAUAUUAAUAAUCAAAAGAAAAAAAAUGAAAUGUCUAGUCACAUGUGUGAAAUUUGCGACGUUCAAUUGACCAAUAAUGCCACGAACAUUGACGAGCAUAACAAUGGUUCCCAGCAUAAAAACAAUUUAAAACAAUUAGAAUUAAAUAACAUAGAAAUAAAAGAAGGUGAAAUGAAAGAGAAGUGCUACUGCAAUACGUGUGGUGUGUACUUCACUUGCAAAUCUUUUCAGGAACAUAUUCGUACGUCGCAGCAUUUAAUUUUAUCAGGAACUGGACUUUAG